AUGUCGAGGGUCGACGAUAAACGAGAACGACUUCAACAACCACCGAGAGUUUUUCUGAUGCCACUGCCCAUGGUUGUUGGUUUUCCGCCUUCUUAUUAUGCUGCUCAGCCAAGGUUUGUGGAGCGACUGCCACUUCUAGAGCCUAGUCCCAAUAGUUCAGUUGUGAUAAGGCAAGUGUGGGCUGCCAAUGCUGAUUCCGAGUUCCAAAUCAUAGGCAGCCUGAUUGACAAAUAUCGAUUUGUCUCCAUUGACACUGAAUUCCCCGGCGUAGUCAUCCUGCCCCUCAACAAGAACUACCGGAGUCUUGUUCCAGAGGAAACUUACCAAGUCAUGAAGGCCAACGUUGACGUCCUUAAAAUCAUCCAGCUUGGACUCACUCUCUCCGAUGAACACGGCAACCUCCCUGACCUGGGAACCAACAACAGAACUCACUACAUUUGGCAGUUCAAUUUCCGAGACUUCAACCUCAUGCGUGACAUCUACGCAAAGGACUCUGUGGCACUCCUACGCAGCCAGGGCAUCGACUUUGCACGCAAUGCAGUGGCUGGAGUUUCUUCGGUGCAUUUUGCGAAGUUGGCAGCAGCAUCUGGGCUGCUGUUCAACAAAGCACUGACAUGGGUCACAUUCCAUGGUGCUUAUGAUAUUGGAUAUUUGGUGAAGAUUCUGACUUGGGGUGUUCUUCCGAAAAGCUUGGAGGAGUUCUUGGUGCUUGUAAAAGAGCUGUUUGGGGGAAAUGCUUAUGAUGUGAAGCAUGUGAUUAGGUUCUGCAAUGGCCUCUAUGGCGGUUUAGAGAAGGUGGCUGACACACUUCACGUAGACCGAGUUGCUGGGAAGUGCCAUCAGGCCGGGUCUGAUAGCUUGCUCACCUGCCACACCUUUCACAAGAUUAGAGAAACUUAUUUUUUGGCUAAUGAUGAUGGGUUUAGGAAAUACGUUAAUGUAUUUUUUGGGUUGGAAAUUGCAAAAGCUUAA
Arachis duranensis is the source of this 972-nucleotide messenger RNA. RefSeq names its product probable CCR4-associated factor 1 homolog 11. Gene Ontology annotation, cellular component: P-body; CCR4-NOT complex; CCR4-NOT core complex. The record is from RefSeq and is a predicted model, not a curated record. The coding region runs from base 1 to 972 and encodes 323 amino acids. Lineage: Eukaryota; Viridiplantae; Streptophyta; Magnoliopsida; Fabales; Fabaceae. The transcript has a single exon. Gene Ontology annotation, molecular function: poly(A)-specific ribonuclease activity; nucleic acid binding.